GCCACCUUGAAUGAGAAAGAGGGGUAACUAGGCAACUUCGGUGGCGGUAGAAGAUACGGCUCACGGGGCGCCGAAAUUGUAAAAUUGUCGAAAAGAAUUGAGGUUACCCAAUGUGAUUUUAGUGUGUCCGGCAAAAGGAAUUAACCAAUGGAUAUUCCUCCUAAACGGAAAACAGAGCGCACAAAUGAAAGGGGCAUUGGUUUGGAUUAAAACGCAGAAAUGGGACACUUCCGAGUAGGAUGUGCUUCAUAUUGUGCUUGAAGGAAAUAACUUGGAUGAACAGUUAAUCGCGGUCUAAAUCGCUUCAUCCAAUAGGAAUAUUUGCUCACUCCCUCGACAGCAAAUAUUAAAGGAGAAGUCCAUGCCCUUCCCUUGGGGGAAUCACUGACUAAGCAGAAGGGGUACAAGAUGAUGGCUGACCUUCACUGAGAGCCAAACACAAUGUCAGCACGGGUGUGAAGCGCCUCAAGAGGACCACUCCACCUCUCACUCACAGGCCCUCCAACCCCAGGAUGAAGCUGCACUGAACGGGAGGCUCAGUGGGCUCACGCCGGACUUUGCUCUGAAGAGGACCACCAGACUUCUCACCAUGGACCUGGAGGAGAGCUCCCGCGUGGACGUCGGCCUCUGAGAGGGACUAGCGAGGACAUUGGAGGCUGGUUGGAGAGGUGUGCUGCCAGCCCAUGGUGGAUCUGCUGUGAGGGGGACGAAAACCAAGGACUCAGCGGAGGAGGAUGUCAGCAGAGGCCGAACUCCAGCCAGGUGUCAAAACCACCCUGAGGAGGGAGUCCAAGAGGACUAAAGGUCAGGACCGCAGUGAGGCGGGGCUGAUUAAGCGUUUCCGCGGCGAUGGCGUGCGCUACAAGGCCAAGCUGAUCGGAAUUGAUGAGGUGACAGCGGCACGCGGGGACAAGCUGUGCCAGGACUCCAUGAUGAAGCUCAAGGGAAUGGCUUCCGCGGCUCGUUCCAAAGGGGAGCACAAGCAGCGAGUCUUUCUCACCGUGUCCUUCGGCGGGAUCAAGAUUUAUGACGAGAGAUCGGGGGUUCUCUUGCAUCAACACACAGUGCAUGAGAUCUCCUAUAUUGCUAAAGAUACCAGGGACCACCGCGCCUUUGGUUACGUCUGCGGGAAGGAGGGACACCACCGCUUUGUUGCCAUCAAGACUGGCCAAUCGGCGGAGCCUCUUAUCGUCGACCUCCGUGACCUUUUCACGCUCAUCUACGACAUCAAGCAGCGCGAGGAGCUGGAGAAGAAGGCCCAGAAGGACAAGCACUGUGAGCAGGCCGUCUACCAGACAAUUUUGGAGGACGAGGUCGAUGACCCAGUCUACCAGUACAUUGUGUUUGAGGCUGGACACGAGCCCCUCCGUGGCCCCCAAUCAGAGGAGAGCGUUUAUCAGGUCCCUACCAGUCAGCAGAAGGAAGGGAUCUAUGACGUCCCAAAGCGCCAUUUCCCCAUGACUAAUAUCAACCACUUUGAUCUGUUUGGCGAUAUGUCCACUCCACCCUCGAUGCCCCCUUCUCCUGCCAACACUCUGGACCCCAGUAGGAGCCAUCGCCAGCACCCACCCGACAUGUAUGCUCCCUUCAGCCCCACGUCUGUGCCCUCAGGUUAUAUGACCAUGGGGUCUGUCCAGGCAGCUCAGUGGGCCCAGCAGCCCUUCACGGGCCAGGGCCAGACGCUAGCCUUCGGGGUGCAGGGUCCCCUCCAGGUGGCCCAGGUCCUGCCCGGCGGCCAGCCCGUCAUCUGGAGCCAGGCCAACAUCUUCCCCGCUACCCAGCAACAGUGGGCUGCCAUGGCCGCCUACAUGCCCGCCCAGGCCAUGGGGGUAGGAGGGCACCACAUUCCAGCCGCCAUGCUCCAGGGCCUGGUGCCCAUCACCACCGUGUGUCCCCAGGCCUGCGACCUAUCAGCCCCUUCUUCGGCCAUCACCAGCCCCCAGCACACGGCCAGCGAUCCCAGCACCCUGCUCUUGCGCCAGCUCAGCCUGGGAAGGGAGGCUCUAAGUGGGGACUCGGAUGCCGGGGAGGGCCCCUCCACCUCAGGAGCUGCCGGAGGUGUUGGAGUGGUGAGCAGGUGUGGCACGCCGGGGCUGUUGAUCGUACCUGACACCCUGGCCUGUAGCCAGCUGUGCCCACCCUUAGCCUUGACCCAGGAAGAGGAAGGCAGUUGCAGCGAUCUUGACCUUUCCCGGAUGACCUUGAGCCCAGGCACAUCCACGUCGCCAUCCUCUGACUCCCCGUCCACCCCGGCCCCCCUGCAGAGCUCCUCCUCAGACUGCCCCCCCUCCCAGACCAGUGACCCCCCCACGGACCUCUCCCCCAUAGACGCAGAGACGCACGCUAGCCCAAGCAGCAUCAGGGAAGAAGAAACGUCACAAUCCACCAUUAUGAUGAAGCCUCCAGUCAAUGUACGCUGCCUUGUCUGGGCUACUUUGUUCUUAUCACUGUCAAGUGAUGUUGCCAUACAGACAACCAGUGGCCAGCAGAUCGUAGCUCACCCUAUAGACUGUGUCUUGUCAGAGUGGACAUCCUGGUCCAGCUGUGAUGUUUGUCAGAAGAAGAGGUAUCGCUAUGCUAAACUCGUCCAGCCGUCUGUGUUUGGAGGGGAACCAUGUUUCUCCCACAACAGAGAGGAGGAGGCCUGCAGCCCUUCAUCACGCUACACCUGUGAAGUCCCUCUGUGUGAGGGCUUCCAGUGCACUGUCACAGGCCGCUGCGUGCCCAUAGAACUGCGUUGCAACGGGGAUGACGACUGUGGGGACAGGUCUGAUGAGAAGAACUGUGUGAAAGUGAGACAGACUUGCAAAGAGAAAGUAGAUGAGUACUGGGGAAUCGAGAACCUAGCCAAAGGAAUCAACGUCUUGGACAGCACCCUGCAGGGAGUGGUGCUAGACAACCGAUACUAUGCGGGCAGUUGCCUGCCUCAAUAUAUCCAGGAUGUGCGCUUCCGGAAGCCUUACAAUCUGCAGCAGUACACACUGGAGACCGGAGGCUCGUAUGACUUUACGAUGAAUUCUUUUGAGUCCUACUCAGAGUUCAAGCAUUUUUCCUCUAAAGAAACAACAUCCAAAACCACUGUCUCAGUGGGGUUUGCUGUGCCUGGGGUAGCUGAAUUUGGCUUUAACUACUCUGAUGACAAGUAUUCCAAGUCAGUGAAGAAGUUUCGGAGGGCAUCCUCCAAGAAAAACAGUUUUGUGAGGGCCAAGUCUGAGCUGAAGUUGGCGAGGUACGCCCUGAAGGAAAGUGACCUGAUGCUCCACCCAGAGUUCCUGAGGCGUCUGCGUGCUCUGCCGGAGGCCUACGUGUAUGGAGAGUUCCGGCAGAUCUACCUGGACUAUGGAACACACUACAUCACCGAAGCUGAGCUGGGAGGGGAAUAUGUACACACUAUCAUCCUGAACAAGGAGAGGCUGGAGAAGACAGAUUACUCUUUAGAAGAUUAUAAGAACUGUGUGAAUGUGGGCCUCAAGGUGGGGGCAAACAUCGAAGGGAUCUACGUCAGUGCUGGGCUUGAGGCAGGCGGCUGCAAGGGUCUCCUGAAUGAGAUGGGAAGCGACACCGUGAAAGGCAGCAUGGUGGAGGACUUUGUGGCUGUUGUGAAGGGUGGUACCAGUGAGAGCAUCACAGGUCUAGUGGCCAAGAAGCUGCCCACACCAGAGCUGAUGAGACUGUGGGGGGAAGGAGUGCAUUACAACCCUGACUUCAUCAGCAGCACUACGAAACUCUUGUAUGAGCUGGUAACGUCCAGAGACUUUGAGAACGUCAACCUCCUGAAGAAGAACAUGAGGAGGGCCAUGGAAGAGUACUUGAUUGAGUCCAGCUCCUGCAGGUGCAGCCCCUGCCACAACAACGGAGUGGCCAUUAUCAAAGGCACAAGGUGUGAGUGUGUGUGUCCGUCUGGCUACAGAGGGCUGUCCUGUGAGAUUUCCCUGCGUCCGGCAGAAAUAGCCAUAGAUGGUAGCUGGAGCUGCUGGGGAUCGUGGUCGUCCUGCAGUGGGAGGACGAAGUCCCGGACCCGCCAAUGUAACAACCCAGCGCCUAGCCAAGAUGGUGCGGCCUGCUGGGGCCUGGCGAAUGAGUCAUUCAACUGCUGAUGAGUGUCCCCGCAGUUUUAAAAAACAGGACCUUCUGCAGGCUUUAACUUAAGCUGUUGAACAAUGUCCCACACGUGGUAAUGGUUAACCUAAGAUUCCAAAUAAAAAAGACGCAAAACUCCAAAAUAUCAAGUGUGUGACUUUUACUUUUUGUGACACUUUUUAUGAUAACAAUUCUAUUACCACAAUGGUUCCUUGCCCAUGUGCGCAAGAAAUAUCAUCAGUGAUCAUUUAGGAGGCAACUCAAAUCAAUAAAAAGGCAACAUUACA
Molecule: messenger RNA, 4367 nt
Organism: Osmerus eperlanus (European smelt)
Lineage: Eukaryota; Metazoa; Chordata; Actinopteri; Osmeriformes; Osmeridae
Product: complement component C8 beta chain-like
Exons: 25
Coding region: 735-4097 (1120 amino acids)
Biological process (GO): complement activation
Cellular component (GO): membrane attack complex
Molecular function (GO): protein binding
Source: RefSeq, a predicted model, not a curated record